This is a messenger RNA of Batrachochytrium dendrobatidis JAM81, 870 nucleotides long. RefSeq lists its product as uncharacterized. Gene Ontology annotation, biological process: cilium assembly; regulation of protein localization. Gene Ontology annotation, cellular component: ciliary transition zone; ciliary membrane. NCBI's taxonomy places the organism in Eukaryota, Fungi, Chytridiomycota, Chytridiomycetes, Rhizophydiales. The record is from RefSeq and is a predicted model, not a curated record. Bases 1 to 870 code for a protein of 289 amino acids. The transcript has 4 exons.
AUGCUAUUAUGGCUAUCCCUUAUAUCUACUCUCUUAAUUCUUCCGUUUAUCUUAGCCUACUUGGGUGGGUCUUUCUGGCUUAAAGAAUCAUUCUAUUGGGAACAACCUCAAGUAGUUUACGCUCAACAAUUGCUACUGCUCGUUCAGGGAAUAUCUGCAUCUACUGCUGCUCCUAUAACUGUCAUGUACUCAACCAACGCGCUGUUUAAUCAAUUCAUGGAUCCCUUUGUGAGAAUGGCUGCUAUCAAGUCAUGGAUGGUGGAUUUCGAUGCAGACGGUGUUAAUGACCAAAUAUUAUUCAAUAUCUCGGUUCCAGUGGGUGCUGAUGAGCAGAGUCAGAUCCGCUUCUAUACUCAAUCCAUGUUCUUCAUUGAUACCGCUUCUCCACUCACUGGAAACAGUUUGUACGUUGAUGGAGACCUCCAGCUUAUUCAACGUUGGCCUAUGCAAGACAAAGUUGACUACAUGUUCACAAACCCCGCCAUCAACUUUACUCAAGCUGUCGGAAACGAUUACGCCGCGUUGACUUGGCCACGUAUCGUGUCCGACUAUCUAGAUAAAGAUGUACGGACUACGCUCGUGUCACCUAUGCCGAUUUGGUCAACACCGAGAGGCUCUAACGAUCCCUUUACCAUCACCAUCAAAGUUCGUAUCCCCAAAGACAGAAUCGUCUAUCGUCCUGCUCUCCUUCAAGUCCUUAAAAACGGUUGGAUACAAUAUAUUGCGUGUUGGGUCAUUGUUGCUGCUGUAUUGAUUCCUCUGUACAAAUAUGUGCUGCAACACCAGAUCGUUGCUACAUAUGUAUCCAUUCAAACAAGCGUGGAUCGAGAUGCAAAACACCCUGCUGGAUUCAAACGACCUUUGUUUUGA